Arachis stenosperma is the source of this 618-nucleotide messenger RNA. RefSeq lists its product as uncharacterized. The coding region runs from base 1 to 618 and encodes 205 amino acids. The transcript has a single exon. Lineage: Eukaryota; Viridiplantae; Streptophyta; Magnoliopsida; Fabales; Fabaceae. The record is from RefSeq and is a predicted model, not a curated record.
AUGGAAAGGUUCAACAAAGCGUGUUUGGAUAUUCAAAACCUGCCCACAGAGGCAGUACUUAUGGGCCUAGUAAAUGGACUCCGAGAAGACCCCUUCUCCCAGUCCAUCUCGAAAAAGCAUUCGACCUCUCUCAGCGAUGUACAAGAAAUGGCUGAGAAGUACAUCAACAUGGAGGAAAACGCUAGGCUCCGAGAGUCAAGUUGGAGAUCCGGGCUCUCUCACUCGUCAAAAGAGAAAGAGAGAGAGCCCAAGAAAAAGGAGGAAGUCGGUCCAGAAAGGCGUCGGAGAUAUUACUCCUAUACUCCUCUGAGAGUUUCUCUAGUAGAUGUCUAUAGAAAAAUUUGUCAUACUGAAAGGCUACCUCCCCCUAGACCCAUCAAAAAUAAAAAGGGGAGAAGUUGUAGCGACUACUGUGAAUACCAGAAGAUAUAUGGUCACUCAACGAAUGAGUGUUACAACCUGAAAAACAUUAUAGAAAAGCUGGCCAGAGAAGGUCGGCUAGACAAAUAUCUCGUGGAAAGGUCAGAUCAUCAUGGCAAGAGGAAGCGAGACAACGAGGACCGAAGAGAUCCACCACCACAGACCCCGGAAAGACAUGAUCUUGGGGGAAUUCGGUAG